This is a messenger RNA of Sclerotinia borealis F-4128, 825 nucleotides long. NCBI's taxonomy places the organism in Eukaryota, Fungi, Ascomycota, Leotiomycetes, Helotiales, Sclerotiniaceae. The record is from the annotation of a GenBank genome assembly.
AUGCCAUUUCCAUAUAAAACAGUUCUUGUCAUCGGCGCCACCUCAGGUAUCGGCCUCGCCCUUACAGAGAAAAUGCUCUCUCAAGGCGUUACCAAAAUCAUAGCCCUUGGUCGUCGUCAGGAACAACUCGAUGAUCUACAAAAGAAACAUGGGGAUACCAAAGUAUCUACUGUGCAAUUCGAUAUUACGGAUCUUGGAGGUAUUCCUGAGAUGAUCGCUGGAGUUCUCAAAUCCCAUCCUUCUCUCGACUGCGCAUUUCUCAAUAGUGGUAUUCAACGACCUCUUGAUUUCACCCAGCCCGAAUCCAUCGAUCUCGAUUCAAUAUCCGCAGAAUUCACCACUAAUUAUCUCUCCUAUGUCCAUCUUACCAAAGCUCUCCUCCCACAUCUACAAACACGAGCUUCGGGGGGUGAAAACGCAGGAUUGAUCUUCACAACCAGUGGAUUGGCAUUAGUACCCAUAGUCCGAUGUGGGAAUUAUUGUGCGAGCAAAGCAGCGAUGCAUCAAUUAAUAUUAGUAAUGAGAGAACAACUGAGAGGAAAAGAGGGUGGUAAUAAAGGGAAAGGAAAGGGAGUAAAAGUCAUAGAAAUCUAUCCGCCAUCAGUUCAGACAGAACUGCAUGAUGAGAAAUUUCAGCCGGAUAUUAAGAAUGGGAGGAGUAUGGGGAUGCCGCUAGAUGAAUUUACGGAGGAGGCGUGGAGGGGUUUGGAGAGGGGGGAUGAGGACAUUCCGGUGGGAACGACGCGUACGAGGUUUGGGUAUGAGGGGGUGGAACUGGAGAGGAAGAAAUUGUUUAAAGAGAUGAGGGAGAAGAUGAAGGGGUGA